Molecule: messenger RNA, 825 nt
Organism: Penicillium maclennaniae
Lineage: Eukaryota; Fungi; Ascomycota; Eurotiomycetes; Eurotiales; Aspergillaceae
Product: SDR family oxidoreductase
Exons: 2
Coding region: 1-825 (274 amino acids)
Source: RefSeq, a predicted model, not a curated record
AUGGGUGCAGCCUCGCAAGGAUUUGCUCUAGUCACCCCCGCCUCACGAGGCAUAGGCUUCGCGUUCGCACAGCAGCUCUUGGCACGAACGACCCUCCCCGUCGUGGCCACAGCGCGCAAGAAUUGUGACCAAGUUCGAGACCAGCUCCUCUCAACCAAGGGAUUACACUCGAGCGCAGAAAAAAGGCUACACAUACUGAAGGUAGAUGUGAAAGAUGAAUCCACCAUUUCGUCCAUGGCAGAGACGAUACGACGGGAGUUACCAGAUACACCACUCCGUCUCGCCCUGACAGUACCUGGUGUAUUGCACGUUGAGAAAUCACCAUCUCAAAUUGACGCAGCGAAUGCGCUGGACAGUUUCCAAGUUAACGCUCUUGGUCCACUAUUACUCAUGAAACAUCUUGCGCCAUUCCUUCCCACUAAAUCAUCGGCUGCAUUUCCAGUCUCGGGGGCCAAUUCAGACGGGUUGCUAAAACUCCCAUCACACGCAAUUUAUGCCAUGAUGGCGGCGCGCGUCGGCUCAAUAUCUGAUAAUAACUCCGGCGGAUGGUAUUCCUACCGCGCGAGUAAAGCGGGUGUGUAUCAGAUUGUGAAGACUUUUGAUUUGUAUUUGAGGAGUAGAUGUGCGGAGAGGGCCCUUACUGUGGCCUUGCAUCCUGGGACUGUGAAGACUGAUUUUACGAAGGAGUUUUGGAAGGGGAGGGAAAUGCUUGAGCCAGCUGAUUCAGCGGAGAGGUUGUUGAAGUUUCUGGUGGAGAUGGAACCAGGAGUCAAAGGUGGGAGGGGACGAUGCUGGGAUUGGAAGGGAGAGGAAGUUAUUCCUUGA